Messenger RNA from Marchantia polymorpha subsp. ruderalis, 1651 nucleotides. NCBI's taxonomy places the organism in Eukaryota, Viridiplantae, Streptophyta, Marchantiopsida, Marchantiales, Marchantiaceae. The record is from the annotation of a GenBank genome assembly.
GAACAUCCGGUUCCUUUACGAGAGAAAGUACUGCCCGAUAGCAGCUGUGCCCAUUACUUCCGUCUGAUAUGUUAGCGAAGCUAGAAUAAAAUCUUAUGAGAAUAAUUGAGAGUAAUCGAGAAUAAACUCUUCAGCUUAUGCUGUCACAUGCUGAGGUCGUUUCUCCAGAUACCUAUUUCAGUAAGCUCAUGAAUGUAGUUUCAGAGGCCUCCUGUGCUGAAGUGUCGUGGACUUUCGAGUGAUUUCGAGUCAAUCGAGGUAAGUGUAAGUGACUGUUCUUAAUGCGCAGAGAUUUGGAUACAAAUUCCAUCGAAGGACCUAUACCACCCGAGCUUGGAAGUCUUCUGAAUUUUACACUCAGAGAUUUGGAUACAAAUUCCAUCGAAGGACCUAUACCACCCGAGCUUGGAAGUCUUCUGAAUUUUACACUCAUAGUUUUGAGUAAAAACGACCUGACCGGAGAGAUUCCUGAUUCUCUUGGCAAUCUUACAAAACUUUUAACGCUUUCCCUUGACGACAAUUUCCUAACUGGUGAUAUACCAGCCAACAUCUUCUCGCUUCCAGAGCUGGUUAUACUAUCCACUUAUACCGGCAACUGCUUCAGUGACAGCAAUACAUCGCAGUCUUGCAAAUGCGAGCCAAGAGGAGGUUCAAUUUUGGCGAUCUGAAUGGAUGAAGGAAGCAAAAUGGCGACUGGAGGACUACGACCACAUGCAAAACACCAUGUUUCUUCUGGAAAAUGCCAAAGUUGAACCUUGACACAAGACUCUUGUUGCGAGCCAGUGGUGUAGUGAGCGGUCAUGGCGGAAGUAUUUGGGGGCGAACUGGAAGAGGCGAUAUUGGAUAGGCAUUAUGCGAAGGUGCCACACGUCACCAAGGGCGGUAGACAUAACUGGAAAUGCCUACUGCAAGGUUGUCCUUUCCCAGGAACAUUUUCCCAAAAAAAUUAUAUCGAAAAGCAUUGGAGGAAAGACCAUGUGGACUGUCAUCUCCAAAUUACCCAGAAGCUUCCACCUGGACCAAAGACGACUGGAGUUUCCAGGAAGGCUGACAAGAAAGAGUUGAUUGACUCUUGUGACAAGCAUUUUGGUAAUUUCUGUCAAUGUUGGAUCAAGCACAAGCAAGAUAAGUUGGACUUCUUUCGAGGCGAGAUUAUUAAGGGGUAUUUCGACCAAAAGAUAUAUUCUCUAAUGACGGGAGAGGAUAUAGGAGAAUUGGAGGAACCUCCAGUGAUUUUGAGGGCCAUGAGACUCGUAUGCAAGAAUUUCCUUCCAGGUUGGAACAUGUUGAGAAUUCCAGAGUUUUCAAAUUUUGUCUUUGAUCAUCUUGACGAACUACUGGAUCCCUGUAGGAGAAAGGCACAGUUCGUAGAUUCUAUUCAAGAGUGGGUGAAGGGAGAGCAGGCCAAAAACAGAAAUAGCAAUCAACGGCGAGGUAUGAAGAAGUCAGAGAUUGACAUUGACGAAGUUGAAGCCAUGGAAGAUCUUGUGGCAAUCUUGAGUGCAGAUGACAGUUGCAGCAAUUUGAAAGCUGAGGCAAAAGAAUGGAUAGUAUUCUGUGGUAAGUACAGUUGGAUUGAACAAUCCAACUGGAAUCUAUCUUUGGAAUGUAAUGAACGAAUAAUCUUGAAAUUUCUGGAUUAUCUCUAUUG